This is a messenger RNA of Zingiber officinale, 1645 nucleotides long. RefSeq names its product ACT domain-containing protein ACR9-like. Bases 165 to 1490 code for a protein of 441 amino acids. Lineage: Eukaryota; Viridiplantae; Streptophyta; Magnoliopsida; Zingiberales; Zingiberaceae. The record is from RefSeq and is a predicted model, not a curated record. The transcript has 5 exons.
CUGCUCGCCGACUAGUCCCUAUAAACUUUUUGCGGUGCGUGAAAAAGCAAGAGGAGAGAGAACGAAAGAGGGUAAGGGGGAGGCAGGCCGGAAUCUUCGUGGAAUAUUCCGUGUAGGCAGCGGAUUCAUCGGCUGCGUCCGAUCGGGAGAGCUGGUGGAUAGGAAUGGCGAGCGACGACGCGGUAGCAAUCCAGGUCGCCAAGAGGGCCGGGGAGCUCAGCGUCAUCACCAUCAAUUGCCCCGAUCAGACGGGCCUCGGAUGCGACCUCUGCCGCACGAUCCUCGAGUUCGGCCUUCGCAUCACCAGAGGAGAUUUAUCGACUGAUGGGCAAUGGUGCUAUUUGGUAUUAUGGGUCAUCCCGUGCUCAGCCUCCAGUAACAUCCAUUGGACGAGUUUGAAGAACCGACUAAUAUCCAUUUGCCCGACUUGGUCUUUUCCAUUUGACAUUGAUUCAUCGAACCAGCCUAUGCAUUCUCAGGUUUACCUCAUGAAGUUGUUUUCUACUGAUCGGAAAGGACUCUUGCAUGAUGUCACACGGGUUCUUUGUGAGCUUGAGCUUUUGAUUCACAGAGUGAAGGUCUCAACAACCCCGGAUUGCAAGGCCAUGAACCUUUUCUUUAUUACUGAUGGCAUGGAGCUCUUGCACACACAAAGGAGACAGGAUGAGACGCGUGAACAACUGAGUGCAAUCCUUGGGGAGUCUCUUUAUAGCUUUGAGAUUUUGCCAGCUAAUGGUUUUCAACAUGGCUUCUCCAGCCUUCCACCACAAGUUGCUGAAAAUCUAUUUGGCCUGGAGCUAGUAGACAACGAACUUUGUUCACAUUCUGUCACUCCAGACAUGAAAAAUCUGAAGAAACCCGAUCUGAAUUUUGAUAAUACAUUAAGUCAUACUUCGACUUUGCUUCAAAUUCAUUGUGUUGAUCAAAAGGGACUCCUCUAUGACAUUUUGAGGACAUUGAAGGAUUGCAAUAUUCAGAUAGCUUACGGGCGAUUCAUGUCGCAUACGAAAGGCUCCCGAGAGAUUGAUCUAUUCAUCCAGCAAACUGAUGGAAAGAAGAUUACUGAUCCAGAAAAGCAGGAAUUCCUAUUCUCUCGUUUGAGAUCAGAAAUGCUUCACCCAUUGAGAGUUAUGAUCGUUAAUCGUGGGCCCGAGACCGAGCUCCUCGUUGCCAAUCCCGUUGAGCUUUCUGGAAAAGGAAGGCCUCGUGUCUUCUAUGAUUCCACUCUUGCUCUUAAAUUGCUAGGGAUUUGCAUUUUCUCUGUAAGCAAGCUACAAUCUCUAAACACCUUUUGGUCGCAAUACUGCGAUUAUUCAAUCUCCACAUAUAUAUAUCAUUUGCAGGCUGAAAUUGGCAGGCACUCAUCAUCUGAUAGGGAAUGGGAGGUCUAUAGGUUUCUCUUGGUUGAUAGCAACGACUUGCCUUUGUCAAGUAGACAUGCUAAGAAUCAUAUUGUUGAUAGGGUGAGAAGAACUUUAAUGGGCUGGUAAGCAGAAACCUAUCUAAUUUAGAGAAGCUUUCAUGUUUCAGCCUUUUUUUUAACAUUUAUUUUCUUUACCACCCCUAUGUAAACGUAAAUAAUCAAUGGGUCAAUUGUACAGUAUAUCCUCAGACAUUAAUAUAAUUAUGUAAUUUUGAUGUAAAA